AUGAUAGCGUGGAAUGGGUGGCAUGAAUUUGCGAACCUUUUUCUUCGGGGGCGAGAUUGCGGGACUCGAAAUACGGAUGAGGCAGUGAGGAAGCUAUCAUCACCGGACCUAGAGCAGUGCUUAGGAGUCAGCUACGCACUGAACUUCCAAAAUUGGAUUGCGGCUUUCAACCCGAUAGUCAUUCAAUUUGGGAAGAUUAUGGCCUGCAAGAGGGAUAUCAUGUUGAGCAGUAGCGGCCACAGUGAGUAUGUGCAAGUCUCGGACGGUGCGCGACUGCCUUUUCUUCUUAAUGAGUCAGUCUCAGUGCUUGGAAGAGGGGGCUGCAGCACCGUCACUCGAGAGAUUAUCGCCGAAGGCCAGUUCCAGAAAAGCGGGGAAUGCAAUAUCAAAGUGAGUAGGGCCAGGAAGCUCCCCGUUCGACAGAGACUAACCCGCUCCCCUCCGCAGCCCAAGGUCAUUGCUCGAAAACGCUUCAAUGACAAGAUCUACUUUGACCGUGAACGAGUGAUCAUGUCGCUACUGGAGAAAGGCCUUCAGCAGCACAAUCACAUCGUCUACCCGCUUGCCAUGAUCAGCCUCGAAUCGGAGUACAGCAUCUUGAUGGACGUUGCUGAUUGUAACCUCGAGACCUUCUUGACAGAAGAGGGUAGAGUUGACUCCAAUAUCAGUCUGAAAUCAUUACUCAAGCAGGUCGCAAAUAUUGCCCAUGCUCUCUACUCACUGCAUACUCCAGGCGCGUCCGGUUAUGUUAUCCACCAUCUGGAUCUCACGCCGAAAAAUGUCCUAGUAAAGCUGAUAAAUCAUUCUGAUAACCCCUGGACAUGGAUGCUCUCAGAUUUCGGCUGGUCCCGGCACUAUGACGGUUGUUCCAAUGCAGCCGCAGCGAGAUCCGGCGCAAACGCGGUCCAGGCGACAGAUCAGGUCGAAUACUCUGAGAGAACGGGUACUUACCUACCAAAAGAAAAGGAGAGAAGUUCAUACACCGAUAUUUGGUCUCUGGGCUGCAUCAUGUGUCGUGUAGUUUGCCGAAAACGCCACGGCAUCGAAGGAUUGCGACAGUUCGACGAGCUGAGAUUGAAGGAUGACCCGGAUAGGAAUGACUACUUUUAUCGCGGGACAACUGUCAAUCCGUAUGUGACGAGACUGUUAGAUCAAUUCUGUGACUCGGGGUGCAAUAUGACAACAAGAUGUGGAAAUCUCUUGAAAUCGAUGCUGUCUAUGGACAAAAGUGCGCGACCCACUGCUUGGGACCUCCAUAACGACCUCAAACAGAUCACGGACACUUGCGAGGAAUUCACACACACCGUGAUCCCUCUUGAGCUCGAGUCCCAGAGACCACAGAAAGAUUCAGUUUCCGACGCCAAAUCCGCAAACACCGUUGAUCGCAGUCCCAACCCCGUAUUUCUCGCUAUAGAGAACCAACGCGAGGAUGAUGCAUUGGUCCAGAUUAAGUCUUUUCUUCGCGGGAGUAUCCGAGCGUAUUCGAGCAUAGAGCAGUACGACGAACGCUUGACCCCCCUCUGCCACGCUGCAGAAAAGGGGUAUACUAAAGUUGUCAAGUUUCUGCAUCAGAAGGGUGCGCAAAUCGACGAGCGGGAUACGCGCAGCAAUACGCCGCUGAUGUAUGCCUGCAAAAGGGGCCAUUGUGGAACGGCGGAGUACCUGAUCGAUCAGGGAGCAGAUUGGAACCUCCAGGGUGAAGAUGGGUAUACGUGUCUCCAUUUUGCGACAGAAUGCAAAAACACCGAAAUAAUAGACGUUUUCAUUCAAAAGCAGCCUGCGAGCAGGGUAAAGCUCAACGCGAACAUAUUAAACACAUUGGACCGAACACCUCUAGAGCUCACUCUAUAUAUGAAGUCUGGGCAAGCUCGUUAUAAACUCAUGGAACAGUUGAUCAGCCUCCGUGCGAAAGCUUGCGCUACUUCGCGCAAACAGAAUCAUAAAACAGCAGUCGAUUUUGCUCUGGAGAGGCGCGAUCAACAAGCGAUGAAGAUUCUAGUUACUGAUGUCGAUAAAACAUGGAAGAUACCAAAAAGUAAUAUGGGUGGUUUCGGGCCCAUGAAAGACAUCUUGAGGAGAGCUGGCCGGCUCGAAGGCCUUUCUACGCCAGGACAGAGAACAGAUCACCUUACUACCGAGCUGUGUGGUGAACGAUCAUGCUUGGCCUCCUUCUUCAGCUUGCUGCAGCUCAUUGAUCUGAACCUGCCGAAGAGCGAUAUCAGGAGCGGCAGUAUUGUCCUCAUCCCUCGGUCUGAAAACGUUGACUAUGGAUCUGGUAUUGGCGGCGACACGGCCCUUGGUCGGUUCGGUAACUGCGUGAAAACGUCGAGUCAGACUCUGAGAAUCGUUUGUCAAUAGGACAUACACAGUUGGUUCAUUUCCUCAAGUGCCUUCCUCUCCGUGCUUGGAAUCUAAGACGGCGAUUGUUAGAAUAUCAUUAGAAGGGCAUUUAGAAUUCCGAGCCAGAGACGGGUUCCUAUACCAUUAGAAAGAGCAAAAAAAGCAUGAUGGCGUUCAGCCCUCUUCUUAG
Aspergillus nidulans FGSC A4 is the source of this 2530-nucleotide messenger RNA. RefSeq names its product protein ffkC. NCBI's taxonomy places the organism in Eukaryota, Fungi, Ascomycota, Eurotiomycetes, Eurotiales, Aspergillaceae. Gene Ontology annotation, molecular function: ATP binding; kinase activity; protein kinase activity. The coding region runs from base 1 to 2358 and encodes 785 amino acids. The record is from RefSeq and is a predicted model, not a curated record. The transcript is spliced from 2 exons.